Molecule: messenger RNA, 5355 nt
Organism: Clonostachys solani
Lineage: Eukaryota; Fungi; Ascomycota; Sordariomycetes; Hypocreales; Bionectriaceae
Source: the annotation of a GenBank genome assembly
AUGGAACACGCCUGGCUGGACUCCUUAUCAGAGGAUUGGGUUUCCCAGCCCGGAUCCGUCAACUCCAUCGCACAGCUCCCCUCCUCAGACAAGAAAAACAAGGCACAUGAACACCCAAGUCGGAUACCCCGUAAGACGUUGGAUCCCAUACCGAAGCUUUCACCUGCAAACGAGCAUGGCGACAGUUAUAUUCUGGGGGAGCGCAGUAUCAACGACAUCAACAUAUCGAUGCAACGGUUAUCGAUGAAAGCGCGCCAUGAGAUCAAAGCAUUUAUGAGCAACGGCGACGAGAGCCAGUCUGCACCUGGCUCCGCUGAUGGAUCGGUUGUGCAUAACACGGUCCACCGAUCACCAUCAGGGAGGAGCAUUAGACUCACGCCUGAGUGGAAGCGGCGUCUGCUCCGUGGUGACAUGCAGUAUGGAGAACAGCGCGAUCUGUUUAGCUCAGCUGCCGUUGGUCUUCAAGACAUGUUCAAACCCCCGGUCGCCGUUGAAGAGGACCUCCCUGAGGAGAUCAACGAGCCACAUGAACACCAUCUCGAGUCUACAAUGCCGUCCAGCCCCCCACUCUGUCACCGCCGAAGCAGCAUUGACCUGGCAAACGAAGUCGAUACUUUCGAAGAGGAGGACCAUGAACUACCGAAUGAGGUCACUCCAAGCCCGAGCCCUAGGAGAUCAAUGCGAGGUUUCCAAUAUAGGCUCAACGUUGAGGACACGGGGCCAACAAGCACUCCUCCAAGCAUGACCAUGGGCCAAAGAGGAAUGCUCGACCAAGACCAGAGUAUUCUCAAUGUACCUUCAGAUGCCGGAAUCAACUCAAGAAAGGCUAGCGGGCAAAGUGAGAUCAGGCACGAAGACUUUAGCCCUAUUCUGAUCGGAAAGCAUAGCGGUGAGGCGGGAACGGUCGAGUUUACACCUAUUGAAGUUCCUGCCAACCAAUUAAAGCAAAAGCUGGAGCGUUUGCGGAUCAACCAAAUGCUGCUGGACCCCGAUGUAGAUCUUGAAGAGGCUUUCGAUGGCGAGGAGGUUGAUACCAACGAGUUGGCCCAACAGGCAGCAAACAUCAAUUGCCGCAGAGGUGGCAGGUCCCAGGACGGAUCUUUUCUGUACCGUGGGCUGAGCCCUGACAUGGGCUUGGGCGGUGAUAGCUCCGAAAUGCUGCCUGAAGAAUCUCUGCAAGCCAGCACACCAAAACAGUUCCCGACAAUUCGAAACGACACAAUGAACUUCAAUCGUGGCUUUGGGGCCAGUCCUUCGAUGCCACGGGCACCAUUUCCAAGCCCUGAAAAGGCUCCCAAUAGACCAGCGAAUUCCGGCGGCAGUCCACUUAAGCUCUUCGGUCCCUAUGACACAUUUACCAACCAAACACUGCUUCGGCGCAUCAGCCAAUUUGAGGAGGGCACCUCGGCUACGCCAUCCAAGAACUCAAUCAGUCCCGCUCCGUUACGCGAGAGGCAGCUCUCCUUUGAUCAGGACGACGAGCACCCAAGAUCUCCGGAUUCUCCAGACUUGCCAGCACUGGAUGAAUCUCAUUUGAUCAGCGAGUUUGGAGCUGGCACAUUAAAAGAUUACGAGUUUACUUUGGGCAACGAAACAGGAGUUUCGAACAAAGAGAACAUCUCUCCUAAGCCAUUCUCAUCACGGCCAUCAUAUACCUCUCAAGAUUUGCGUGAGUCGUCGCCUGAUGAUGGCUCAGAGAUCAUCGUUCGUCGAAGACGGGAUCCAUCCAGGUCAGUCUCAGCUGGCACACACACGCGAGUCACCUCCACAUCUAGCCAGAGACGACAUCCUGCCACCCACCCACAUAUGACUUUGGAGAAUCUCGGCUCGCCAAAGCGGGAUGUUGACUCCGAAGGCAAGCGGCCAAGGACAUCCCCAGUGAAGGACCCCACACCCAAGCGCAGGAGAACUCUUCAUCGAUCAGAUAUCGCGUUUGGGCGAGAAAACCUUGCUGGCAUUGACCUCGGCCCGAGCCAGCUACAGCCAGGCCAAGGUGAACGUAGCCAAGAAGCUCUACACAGCGUAUUUGAGCUGGCCGAUCCCCGAGUUCUAGCUACGCGCCCAAUUUUGAGGCCGCGUAUUUCCAGUGCAAGGCCCCAGCUGGGCGACGUUGGUGGCGAAGAAUCCGUUCUCAGACCAAAGACUGCGCCGAAUCCGGCCCAUUGGAAAGACGGAACCUUACAGGCUGAGGAGUCUCUUGCUACUGACAGGAAGCCUUCAAUUAGAACGCAAGAUUUCGUUGACCAGGCAGCACAGAUCAUGGCCAUGAUUCGAAACCAAGUGCGGCCCCAUGGGCUCUCUAGUUUGGAAGAGUCUGAAGCAGAGUUUAAUAGGGAAUCAAGCCCGGCUCCGUCCGAUGAUGUGCGCUCAGAAUCAACAACAGAGCCUUUCUCUCGUCCUCCCAGUCGCGAAGGGAAGCCCGCUGUCUCUAGAACACCACUUCGUCACGAUGAUCCCGAGCUGCUCAACAGGUUGAAGAAAUACCAGGAGAUUAGUGACAUGGGGGAUGUGUUAUCCUCACUGCGUUCUAUGGGUUUUGUCCUUGAGGAUUCUAAUGCUGAUCGGCCACGUGGGAAGUCAUCUCUGGAGAGAGCUAAUGGCUGGCUUAGAAGCCCAAUGGCUAUAGAUGGUGAGCAUGUUAUUAGCGACAUUCCUAAUAUCCGCAUCACCAUGAACCCAGCGAUGGCCGCCGCGACGGCCAGUCCCACCAGGGAAUUCCCUUCCGAUUCUUCGGGUCGCUGUACGCACCGCUCAUAUCCUACUGCGUCAUCAAGAGGAUCCGAGUCACGAAGAACAAUCAUGCCUGAGAGUGUCUCCCACCUCAUUCCAGACAAGGUUGGAAGCAUGCAAUUGGACAAGAACAGCAACACAUGGGUUAAGAGUAAAGAUGGCGCUCGAGAGCAAGAAGUCAACGUCGUGCCAUCGGAUAGCAGCGAGGACGACCCGUUUGCCAGCAUCCCGGACCUCUCAGUGGAUUUGACCAAGGAAUUGCAGAAUCUCCGGCUAGCGACAACCCGCAAGGGAGAGGGAGCUCUGAACAUUGAAAUUUGUGAAUCACCCAGCAGUCCACUCGCAAAAGGCCCCCCAGCCAGGGCAUUUAUGACUUUCUCACCUGAUGGCCACCUGUCACCAAAUGGCUCUCUUGCGGCAUCACGCCAACUUCGGAGCGUUAGCAUCAGCAGCCACUCGGGCUCAGACCUGGGGCUCAGUGAAGAGCUGCCUCCUCCAGUGGCUGAUAGCCCAGAAACACAGCCUGAAUCCCAGGCUGCGAACCGCCGUCAUAUGACGAUUUCAUUUUCAUCACCAGUAGCAUCAUUCAUCCACGAGGCACACUCUGAGGAGCGGGAUAGCCAGGACAACGAAGACGACGAGGAUACCCCAGUGGCGUUGGACCACAAAGCGACUGCCACGACGAUCCGAGCUCAGGGGCAAAGAUCCAUGAAUAAGUCAGCCCUGAAGCAUCCAGUGCAGGCAAAUGGCCGCGGAACUGCCCGAAUGCCGCCCCGCCAGCUUUCUGAUGGCGAUUCCGAAUUUGUUCCCCGACCAGUGUCCAGAAUUGACGAGCAGGACGAAGAUAGUACCGUCGAACUGCCUUUUCAUGAUCAGCAGCUCAGCGUCAUUGGAGAGACUAGCAUGGUCAGCCAUAGGACACCUAAUGCGCGCCGUACAAGUCUGAGUUUCAUUAUGAACCAUACUCCCGGGAAUCAAGCCCUUUCCUUUCUUGCCGAUGAUAGCGCCAUGAUUGGGCAAAACGUCGGGAAGCUGUCUCUGAGCCCACUUUCUGAAUUUACGGUCAAUAAUUCGGACCAGUCCUUUGGAUUUGAAGUUAGUUAUGUCAUGGGACGACGGCACAUGGAAACUGGAGAUGGUGCUAAGAAGGUCUUGACCAUGUCGAUACGUAACCUCGUGGACAAGCUUAGCCAGGUUGAGCCACAUGAGCCAUACUGGGAAGACCUUGCAGACCUCAACCUCAGCGGGAAAAAUCUUGGCAGCCUUCACAUGCUGGAUGAGUUCUGCGGCAGGGUGGUGACUCUUGAUGCUUCUGGAAAUACGCUUGCUCAUUUGGACGGAGUGCCAUCUACAGUGAGACAAUUGAAAGUCUCACAGAACAUGCUCACGGAGCUGACCUCCUGGGACCAUCUAUGGAACCUGCAAUACGUCGAUGUAUCUGGCAACGAGAUCAAGAGUCUGUCGGCUUUGAAGAAUCUCGUUCAUCUUCGAAGCGUCAAGGCCGACAACAACCAGCUGACGUCACUGGAUGAUCUUGAUUGCCAUGAUGGCCUACUCUCAUUAACGGCCCGGGACAAUCUUAUUGAGGAGAUCGACUUCACGACACUCAAACUCGAGCGUCUAACAGAUCUCGACUUGACGGGUAACAAACUUCGCUCGAUCCGAAAGAUUGAGCUUCUGCCGUCACUCGUCCGAUUGAAGCUCGGUAAAAAUCAACUCGAUACUCUGAACUUCCCGAGUUGCAUUGGGGCUUUGCGGCAGCUGGAUGUGAGCGACAAUGACCUGACCAGCCUUGAUGUUGGAAAUCUGCCCUGUCUGCAGAGCCUCUACGCCGAUCGAAAUCUCCUGACCAGCCUAAGGGGCUUUAGCAAGUGCCGACGGCUAGAUAGCCUCUCCCUUCGAGAACAGCGUGGUAACGGGACCCUAGAUUUGAGCUUCCUCGCAGCUGCAUAUGAAGUUCGGAAGUUAUUCCUGUCUGGAAACUUCCUGGGCGCGUUCGAGCCCUGUGUAGAUUUCUUGAAUCUGCAACUCCUGGAACUGGCGAAUUGCGGACUGCAAACUUUGCCUGAGAAACUCGGUCAACUUAUGCCGAAUCUGCGCACCCUUAACCUCAACUUCAAUGCUAUCGCCAAUUUGGCCCCAUUGAAGUUCAUCCCUCGGCUGAAGAAGCUGCUCUGUGCUGGCAACAGACUGGCAGACUCGACCGUGGUGACAGAGCUCUUGACAGAUUUCCCUCAUCUGCGACAGCUUGAUGUUAGAGAUAACCCGGUGACACUUGGAUUCUACGCCCCGAUACAGGUCCUUGUGUGUAAGGAACGCAAGGGGCCUGUGGAUCCCUUUGUCCUCCCAGACGGCGACUCAGCAAGGGAUGAGCUGUACGCUGGACGUCUGGACGAAACAACCAAGCUUCGCCGUCGGUUGCACCAAGUAGUGUUCACAACGAGCUGCAGGAAGCUUCGAACGCUGGAUGGGCUCACCGUGGAGAGGCAAACUAUUCUACAAAAGGAUGCGGUCCUCCAGACUCUGCUCUCCGAGGGUCUGCUUCCAUCUCUUGACGAGGCGAAGGCGCCAGCGCCCGAACCAGCCCAGGAAGUAGAGUCUGCAAAGGAGCCCGUGAAGGCGUAG